Molecule: messenger RNA, 1446 nt
Organism: Chroicocephalus ridibundus (black-headed gull)
Lineage: Eukaryota; Metazoa; Chordata; Aves; Charadriiformes; Laridae
Gene: ALKAL1
Product: ALK and LTK ligand 1
Exons: 5
Coding region: 1-804 (267 amino acids)
Biological process (GO): positive regulation of ERK1 and ERK2 cascade; positive regulation of ERK5 cascade
Molecular function (GO): receptor signaling protein tyrosine kinase activator activity; receptor tyrosine kinase binding
Source: RefSeq, a predicted model, not a curated record
AUGCGACCUCCGGGGAGCCGGGCGAGCGCGGCGGGGCUGCUCGAGGGUCGUCGGGGAGGCGCGGCGGGGACAGCCGGUGGCGGCCCGUCGGGUCUUCCGCCUCGCCUCCGCCGCCGCUCCGCGGGGCUGCGGGGUGCGCACCGCCUCCGCGCCCGCGGGAGCGCCCCCCGGGCGCGGCAUGGGGGGCGGGCGGGCGGGCUGCGGGCCGGUCCCGGCGCUGACCGCCUUCGCUCUCUGCCUCCUCCCAGCGCCGCAGAGAUGCGAGGGGCGAAGAAACGCCAGGCGCUGCCCGCCAUCGUGCUCCUGCUGCUGGCCUCGGCCCCGCCGCCGCCGGGCGCCGAGGGAGGGGACGUGCCCGCCGCCGGCGCCGAGGGGGGGGCACUCCUCGACCUCCUCCUCCAAGCCCUGGGCGACGGCGGCCGCCCGCUGCCGCCCCGCCCGCCGCGGCGGGACCGGGUGAUCUCCCGGCGGUACAGCAGCGGCGGCGGCGCUCCGCCGCCCGACCCCCGAGCCAUCGCCACCGCCGCCGCCGCCCCGCGGACCCCCACGGCCGUCGCCGCCGCCCCGCCGCCCCCACGGCUCUUCGCCGCUGCCCGCCACGGAGAAAUUUUUCCAAGAGAUUCCAGUCUAAAAGACAAAUUCAUAAAACAUUUUACAGGGCCAGUCACAUUUUCGUCAGAGUGUAGCAAGCACUUUCAUCGACUGUAUCACAACACAAGGGACUGCUCAACGCCAGCUUAUUAUAAAAGGUGUGCAAGGUUGCUAACAAGAUUAGCAAUGAGCCCUUUGUGUACACAGUCCUAGGAUGUUUGCUAUAUUUCUACUAAGGAAAGAAUUCUGAUUUGCCAAGAAAGUGCCUUGAAAUCUUCCAAGACAGAGAAGACAUCUUUUACCUUUUUUGAUUUACAAUGUUUUGUUACUAGAUGCAUUUUAUUUUCAUAUAUUUGUUGGACAUUCCAUAUUUGUGUGAAACGUUAUUUUAUUUUAAUUUGUAAAUUUGUUGCCUAUAGUUCAGACAAGCCAAUUAUUUAAAUACAUUGUAUAUAAAGAAUACUAAUGAUAUCUGAUUAAAUGUUAUAACCAUAUGCAGGGAGUUGGUAAAAUUUUGCUGUUUCUCUUGUUCCAUUGUAUUUACAUCAUUCUGCUCAGGCUCUUACUUUCAUUAUUUGCACUAACUUGAAAUGCAGAAGUCUAUGUAACUGAAAUCUGAAUAAGCUGUAAGUGGGAAAGUUUUACUUGCCAUGGAAGAUAUUUUAUAUUAUGAAGCUUUGUUAAUAUAUAUUAUUGCGCAUCAGAAAAAAAUUGCUCAGAAAUGCACCUUGCUUUCAGGAACAUUUGUAUGACUAUUCUGGAUUUUCAUCAGUUACAUUUGUACUGGCACUUAUGGAAAGAGUUGCAAAUAAUGUAAAUAUAAAGACUGGAAGACUGCAAUGCAGUUUUGGUGGA